AUGUUGUUACAAUUAGAUAUAUCAGGAGUCAGUAGUAGCAAUGGCAAUGAAGAACUUCCUGAGGAUCGACAGUUCACCAUUGAAUGCGACCAUCAACGAUAUAGCAUCCGCACCAAAUCAGACGUUGCAGAAUUCAGCAGUAACUGCCCAAACCCCAAGUCGUUGUAUCUUGUUCAUCCCAACGAUUUUCCGUCUCUGGGCAUGACACCAAAGCAAUUCUACAGCUUUCUCGAUGCCCCUAUACUGCAUGCAUGCAUACAUGUUCAGUUCUCAACUAUAAAAUCGUUGAAUUUCAAAAAACUUCAAAAUCACACCGGCUCUUGUCCUGGUCCUCCUAUGAAAAUUACUCAGAAUAAGGAUUUGAGAACAAUCUCAUUUCAUGAAAAUUUCAUGCGUAAUGCUCGCGCAUCAAGUGUUGUUAUACGUGGAAAUAGAAAUCUAAAAGCUGAUGUGAUAACAACUAUGAAAAAGAACUUUCCUUGGUAUGCCAUCGAUUUACAAGACCCUGGAGAGUGCGGUGUUCCUUAUCCGUUCAAAUCUUUUUAUGACAUGAAAGGUUGCGAAUCUGCUUAUGGUGUUUUGUACGUUAGCGGCUCUUCUGUACGAAGAGCGUCAAACGUCAAGCUUUCCUUGAAAGGAUGCAUUUCGAUUGAAAAGUCAGAUCUUGUUGACGUGGACUUCCUGGAUGAUAUAACAAACUUUACUCUCGCAGAAGAUGAAUGCGGUCACGCAAUCUCCAAGAAUAGCAAACUUUGCAUUAAAGACCCACAGAGAUUGAAGAUGAAGUUUGAAAGCUUACAAAUUGACCAGACAGCUAACCCUGAUUGUGAGACAACUUGUUCUGGUGGCGUUGUUAAUGAUCAGUAUCUAGCUACGUUAGAAGGUUGCCAAGUAAUAAACGGAAGCCUUGUAAUACAAGACUGGAAUAGGCCGCCCGCAAACCUCAUCAAUCUCAAAAACGUGCAGCGAAUUUAUGGAUCACUGCGAGUAGCAAAUACAAGUGGUCUGAAAAACUUUGAUUACUUUCAUGAUUUGCGAGAAAUUAUUGUCCCUAGCGGAAACAAUGGGUCAGCAAUUGAAAUAGUAUCCAAUCCAGGGCUUUCCAAGCUAACUUUACCCCGUUUGAGAGCGCUUAAAAGUGAAAGUGAUUUGAAAAUAAUAAUUUCGGAUAAUCCCGACCUGACAAUGAAACAAGCUUCGGUAAACAAGCUUUAUCAGUUAGCUCAGGGAAAGAAACAUACUCGAAUCCAGUAUAAAGAUAGUACAACAUUCUUCGACGCGCUAACGUCGCGCAAAUGGUAUCUGCUUAUUUCUAUUAUGGUUGUACUUAUACUGAUCUUGGUCAUCAUUAAUGCAAGCAUACUCACGAAAAGGCACAUACAAAAAAGAAAAUACUUUGACAAAUAUGGUUUUCCGAGACCACCAUGGCAUCUGCAAAAACGUUCUCAAGAUAUUCUUGCUUCGUGGGUCAAAGAAAUUGUGCUAAAGAAUCCACUAAUAUGGCGGUGUUCUGAUCGAGAGAUUAUUUGGCCAUACCAGGAAAUUGACGCUACUCACAAGGAUAUAAAUGUGAUAGUGGACAACAACUCAAGUUUUUUGAAGGAGCAUAUGCUCCCAAUUGCCGCGAAUGGUCACUUGCCCAAAGAUAAAUUUCUGUUAUUUGAACGUGUGAAAACCCUUUUGUCGAAAGAAGUGGUUAUCGUUAUCGGAAGCGACAAACAUCCCACGUGUGUUGUGCGAGACAUUCCCAUCGAACAAGAUAAAACGAAAGCCUACAAAUAUAAAGAAAAAACUUACACUUUUACGUUAACGGGUACCAGAAAAUUAGCGCCGUGCACUCAAGAGUAUACUUACAAAGUUAUCACCGAUGUCAAAGCGAAAGACAAGAAGAAAAACAAGCAAAAAGAGGAUGAGCAGAUGUGCCGGAAUGUCCGCAUUUAUUACCAUCAAUGGGGGAACCGGUUCCUGCCAUCUGAAUUCGAUGAGAUUUUGCAGCUUGCUAUGCUAUACGUACCAGACAGAACCGUCUGCGUAAGUGAUAGGAGGAAAGAGGUGUUUUCGCUAAUACACACGCUGCACACUUUUUGCCACAUAACCAUGGAUCAAGUUAGUAUUGUUGAUGUGCUCCAGCUUCACACAGAGAAGUGCAACGGUGCUGUGUUAGACCGCAAUGAACUUGUUUUUGCUAUGGCUGUUGUCAUGGAGUGGGCGUAUCAAUCACGUUCAAUUCCGAAGGAGCUAAAGUUGAAGCAUGUGGAAUGGUGCCAUUCUUAUGCUAUAAUGGACAAAUUCAUGAGAAAAAACCCAAACAUAAAAUACAUACACCCAGAUUACCUGGUUAAAUUGGAUGCAAAAGUUAGGCAAAGCAUUUACAACGAGGGUUUCACAUCUUCGCCAAGGUUUUCCGAACGUGAAUCAGGGGCAGUAACAGAUCCUUACCACAGAAAAAAUGUCAAGCAGCACACGAUGUACUCAAAAGUUUUGAAAACAGUUGGAACACAAGACGACGGAGAUAAGGAUGAUGGAAAGUUUUGGCUUGGUAAUGACAAUGCUAAUAAUGAAAAGGUUCCAUUACUUAACGCUGUAAAAGAACGUGGUGGAACGGAACACAGCUGCUUAGCUAGAAUACUUUUUUACAUGUCGUCUUUGGAGAAGCGUGAGGCCGAGGGUCGUCCCUCUCGUGAGCCAUUGCUCUCAAGUGCAUUCGCAGCCGGAUGA
Molecule: messenger RNA, 2718 nt
Organism: Cylicocyclus nassatus
Lineage: Eukaryota; Metazoa; Nematoda; Chromadorea; Rhabditida; Strongylidae
Source: the annotation of a GenBank genome assembly